AUGGGACAAGGCCUCCCCAAGGCGGUGACCUCCAUAGUGUUGGAGAAAGAUGCCGGGCCUCUAUUCCAGGUGGGCGUUGCUGAGAUGAACGGGUGGAGGCCCACAAUGGAGGAUGCACACGUGUCUGUGAUGCAGGACACAUGGGGCUUCUUUGGUGUUUUCGAUGGCCACGGCGGGCAGCAGUGCUCUUCAUUUGUAGCGAAGCGGCUUACGGAGGAGCUCAGAUCGCAAUCCUUGCCUGCCGAUGAUGCAGCGGUCAAGUCGCUGAUGCUGCGAAUAGACCAAGAGUUCUUGGAUGCGAAACAGCCCAGCGGGUCAACCGGGACCUUUGCAUUUGUGGUACCAUCUGCCGAGCACAUUACGCUUAGAGUUGGCAAUAUUGGAGACAGUCGAGUCUUGCUGGGGAGGGCAGAUGGCUCCAUGGUAGAAGGUCCUGGCACUGACGGUGCGCUAACCACGGAUCAUAAGCCCGACAAUAAGGUGGAAGAGGAAAGGAUAGCGCGCACCGGCGGAACCGUGCAGACCAUCAUGGGCGUCGCACGAGUGAAUGGUGAUUUGGCUGUGAGCCGAGCCUUUGGCGAUGCGCAACACAAGCAGACUGGUGGCCCGGCACAGGAAGACCAUCCUGUUUCAGCUGAGCCGGAGUUCACAACCAUAACUUGCGACCCUUCUGACUUUCUCCUUCUGGUUUGCGAUGGAAUAUCCGAGGGCAGCUUUCCAAACAGAGAUGUCGUGCGGUUGGCAGCACAAGAGCUACAGUCCAAAGACCCGGAGCAGGCAGCUGCGGCUGUGUGCCGCAAAGCACUCGAGUCUGGCUCCAUGGACAACCUUUCGUGCAUGAUCGUGCUGCUGCGAGGAUGCGAACAGGCGGCAAAGAGCGCAAAGAAGGAGUUGUGGCCAGGACCGUUCAGUGAGCCGACUCAUGGCGCGUUUCGGAAGGCUUAUGCGGCGAUGGCAGCGAAGGCAGGGUUUUCCCUUGAAGCUGCGGUGGAGCGGAGAUACACCAUGGCUUCGCAACAGGCAAAGGAGUUAAGCUCGAAUGCCAGCCAGAAACAGCAGGAUGCAGCAAACGAGAAGGACAAAGAACCCAAGAGCCGGACAGAGUCUUUGGCCACGCUGCUCUGGACUACGCGGAACGGCUUGGAACAGGAUAGCCAGGAUCCCGCUCUCGCAGACUUACGCACUGAGCUGAUGCAGUUUGACACUGGCCCGCCUAGCGCGCUUGCUGAAGGCAGUGUGGAGCGAGUCCAAUGGUUCAAAGAGUGGCUUGAUGGCACAGACGUGGUUCCGGCCCUUGACCUUCAAAACAUGACGCGAGACGAGCUUUUGAACUUGGUCGAAGAGGAUCCUGAGCUGCUAGCAGUGGCUCGCGCACAGGGUCUUGUGGACGAGCGGGCCAUGCGAGUUGUCCGCGUGGUGUCCGCAGACGAGCUGCGCCCCGCGGUGGAGGCACAUCAGACCAUCAAUUGGGAUGAUCGUUUGCUGUCCAUCUGCGAGCAGCGGGGCAAGGUUCUCCAGGACGACCCCUCUGACAAAACUGCGCAGGUAAAGUUCCGGGGGAAGAUCUGUGCCAGCGUAUGGCUUCCAUGGGAAUGCUUGGUGGACGAGUGGAUGGAUUUGCAAGAAUCCGCCUUCCAACCGCGCGCUGUGCAGGUUGCGCCAAUAGACGUACUUCAGAAAGAGGUGGAGGACAAUUCUUGGAUCUCGUGGAAGGCUGAAAUGGCUGAGUUGGCAGGGCAGUUUGCCGUUGCGAUUGAGGAGGAGCCACAAUAUCAGCUGACAAAGGUCCAGUUCCCUCCCCCAAUCAGUCUUCGUCGAUAUCUGCCAACAUGCACUCUGCAAGACUCGGAUCGCUCCAUCGAGGAGUUGGGUGUGAUCAUAAGUGCGGAAGACUCGGAGUCGGAGGAUGAUGACGACGACAACGACGUAGGCUUUGAUGCAGAGGAUCAAGAUGAUCGGCCUGCAACUGGUGAGCUUCAGGUUGCCGCCGCCGAGGAGGCCGCGAGCCUUGCUGACGAUGGCAGCAGUCCUAAGAGGCAGAGAACGGCAUGA
Messenger RNA from Symbiodinium natans, 2052 nucleotides. Lineage: Eukaryota; Dinophyceae; Suessiales; Symbiodiniaceae. The record is from the annotation of a GenBank genome assembly.